This is a messenger RNA of Colias croceus (clouded yellow), 769 nucleotides long. RefSeq lists its product as uncharacterized. The transcript is spliced from 2 exons. The coding region runs from base 105 to 626 and encodes 173 amino acids. The record is from RefSeq and is a predicted model, not a curated record. Lineage: Eukaryota; Metazoa; Arthropoda; Insecta; Lepidoptera; Pieridae.
UCAGACGGACUUCACACGACAUAGACACAAUACACAGCACACAACAAAUAGACGAGGUAAUAGACAGAUACACACAAGCAAUCACACACACAUGCAGAGACACAAUGCCGACCAAAAAACACACACAGAAAUUCACCUUGUCGUGGUGGAAUGAUGAGCUCGCGCAGAUGAAAAAGGAAGUUGCCACGAGGAGACGUAGGAUCCGCAACGCAGCACCUGUACGCAGAGACCGCGUUGUUGGAUUGUAUUUGGAACAAAAGGAGAAGUAUGAAAAGGCGGUGAAAGAUGCGCAAUGUGAGAGCUGGAAGGAGUUUUGCCGGAAACAGGAUAGGGAGGGGGUCUGGGAGGGCAUCUACAGGGUGCUGAACAGGGCCACAGGGAGAGUGGAGGAUCUGCCCCUUACGAGGGGCGGUGAAACCCUCAAUGCCCGAAGCUCUGCGGAACUGUUGGCGGAGACCUUCUACCCCGUGGACCUUGCAAGCAAUAGAUAUGCUAUUGAGCAAAAAUUGGGCAUGGCGAUGACGGGUGAGAAUCUGCCUUCUGCCCUGGGGGACAAGUGUAGGGAUGCGUUCCUUCAAUAUUGUAGAAAUAUUGUUGUCGUAGUCAACCAAAGGAAUAGUGUGUGAUAUUAGUUAGCUCUUUACUGUGAUAUAGGAUUAAGUUGAGUGUUUUUGUGCCGUGUUUUUACCGAAUUUUUAUAAUAAUUUUAAUUUUAUAGCAUUUUAAGCAAUUAUGGUACAUUUUAGUCAUUUUAUUUGUAAUUUAAUCC